AUGGCGGCGGGCGGGAGCCUUUCACAUUCCUGCGCUGCAUCGUGCUCGGGGAGGGGGGAGGAAGAGCGGGAGAACCUCGCGAGACCUGGGGCGGGGAAGGGCGAGAUUUCAUCGGAGCUGGAAGAGGAGUCUGAAACUUUUGAGCUAAGCAAAGAAUAUGAAGAAUUAAUAAAGCUAAAAAGAAGUGGUUCUAUUCAAGCAAAGAAUCUGAAAAGCAAAUUUGAGAAAAUAGGACAAUUAUCUCAAGAAGAAAUACAGAAGAAGAUUGAAGAAGAACGAGCCAAAAGAAGAGCAAUGGAUGAAGAAAUAAGAGAAAGGGAAGCUGAGAAGUUUCAAGAGGAUGAUGAGGUAGAUGUGAGACCAGCCAAGAAAUCUGAGGCUCCAUUUACUCAUAAAGUAAAUAUGAAGGCACGUUUUGAGCAAAUGGCAAGGGCUAGGGAAGAAGAAGAACAGAGGAGAAUUGAAGAACAAAAAUUACUCCGCAUGCAGUUCGAACAAAAAGAAAUUGAUGCUGCAUUACAGAAGAAAAGGGAAGAAGAAGAUGAUGAUGAGGGAAGCGUUAUUAAUGGUUCUACUUGUGAAGAUGAGGAAGAUCAAGCUCGAUCUGGAGCUCCCUGGUUCAAGAAGUCACUGAAAAACACAUCGGUUGUUGAUGGUGAGCCAGUGAGAUUUACAGUUAAAAUUACUGGAGAACCAAAACCUCAAGUCACAUGGUGGUUUGAGGGGGAAAUGUUGCAGGACUCUGAGGACUAUCAAUAUAUUGAAAGAGGAGAAACCUAUUGCCUUUAUUUGCCUGAAACCUUCCCAGAAGAUGAAGGUGAAUAUAUGUGUAAAGCAGUCAACAACAGAGGCACAUCUGCUAGCACCUGUAUUCUCACCAUUGAAAGUAAGACUGAUGACUACUAAUGCUCUACUUUAGCUGGAAUCUUUCUUCCCCUCAAAACUUUCUUACUGCAUCAUCUCUUUUUCUGAUGGGGCCAACUAAAGAAAGCAAGGAUAUGUACUGUCAUUCCUGCAUCAGAUACGAAUAACCUUCAAGUUGUGUGUCCAGGUUCCUUGCUCAGUACAGAAUUUAGUAUUGCAGGCUAAAAAAAAGGAAUCAAUGUGUGAAAGAUCAACUAAAAGGAAAAACUGAAUGAUAGUAGUGCUCCCAUAUUUGAAGACCAACUGUUGUGUAAUAGUAUAAAGCUGAAUACACAAUCUGGAAACUUUUAUAGUAGUGUAAAUCUACCGGUAUAGUUUUGCAUGAGCACUAAAUAUUUAAGCUGUCUUACUUUAUCCCAGAGGCAUAGAACUGGCAAAAGGAAAUACUUAUCGACGAUUUUUCAAGAAUUCAGUGUAUUAUUUUUAAACAAUAAAAGAUUACAUAACUGCUUA
Molecule: messenger RNA, 1377 nt
Organism: Meleagris gallopavo (turkey)
Lineage: Eukaryota; Metazoa; Chordata; Aves; Galliformes; Phasianidae
Source: RefSeq, a predicted model, not a curated record